Messenger RNA from Fonsecaea multimorphosa CBS 102226, 1038 nucleotides. RefSeq lists its product as uncharacterized. NCBI's taxonomy places the organism in Eukaryota, Fungi, Ascomycota, Eurotiomycetes, Chaetothyriales, Herpotrichiellaceae. The transcript has a single exon. Gene Ontology annotation, molecular function: protein binding. The record is from RefSeq and is a predicted model, not a curated record. The coding region runs from base 1 to 1038 and encodes 345 amino acids.
AUGGCAAUACAACACCUCGCCCCAGAACUUCUCAUCCGCAUUUUUGAGUCCCUCUCCUCCGUCUCAGACAUCAUCAGCCUGUCUCUCACCUGUCGCUAUUUCUACGAAAUCCUCCCCAAAUCACAAAAGCUGGCACUCUUCUUCAGCACAAUAGAUGAAACAGACGGCCCAGUCGAAGAUAUUAUACAACUCUUGACCCAGAACAACAAUCAAAUGCUGCACAUCCGGCGGACUCCGCCUCUGUCCUUUGCCUUGCUCUCGCAAGUCACUGCCGUUGCUCGCGUGGCACAGCGCUACGUCGACCUAUUCCCCGGAUUCAAGUGGCUAGAGACGGAGAGCGUUAACCGACGCAUGUUGGAUCGCCACGAAGCUCGCCGACUGCGCCGCGCGGUCUACAGGCUAUGGAGCUACGCAAAAGCAUUUCAUCAAUUUCCUUAUCGCAAUGCCCGCACCGACGCAACAGCCACCGCGGAACGACUGCAGCUGCUGCGCACGUGGUCGAACGACGAACUGUUUGAGCUGGAAGAUUUCCGCGGUUUGCUCGAACAAUUGCUCGCCACCGAAAUCUGUCCCACCGAUGGAGACGUAUACUCGCGGAUUCCCGACGAUGCACAAAAGUUCCAUCUGUCGCUGCAGUAUCCUUACCUUCGCCCCGUGUCAUCCACUCCGCAAGCAUACCAUGAUCUUUUCCACAGUUCUCGCAACGCUGACAACCAUGAUUUACACAAACCGACAGUCCAGGAACUUCGGAUCAGGCACAUGCAAGGAUGGGGCAGCGACCUGCAGAACUUCUACUUGAUCCAGUCGUUCUUGAAAUUUUCACCCGCGCAGAUCCUGUGGCUGUUCGACAACGCGGUGUGCCGCGCGGACGUGGAACGGUUCAUCGAGCAACAGACCCACGAUCCGUGCUUCUUCGAGAGUGGAUCCGUGUUUUUCCAAGACUGGGUUACGGUGUUGCAUACGCGAGGCGUGGAUGUGCAACAGGCGCGCGAAGCCAUCUGGCAGGAGAAGGCGGGAGUAGUGAUUACCGCAAUAUAA